Rodentolepis nana is the source of this 234-nucleotide messenger RNA. The record is from the annotation of a GenBank genome assembly. Lineage: Eukaryota; Metazoa; Platyhelminthes; Cestoda; Cyclophyllidea; Hymenolepididae.
AUGUCGUCAUAUCUCUCGGAGACGGAGUAUCUAAACGAUGGCUGGACACCGAAUCAGGUGGGUCUUCUCCGGCUAGACACCGAAUCAGGUUACAUAGGGGGCAUGUGGGUUGAGUGUAUACUCCCACGUUACAUGGAGGGCAUGUGGGUUGAGUGUAUAAUCCCAAUUUGUGAGGCCAGUGUAUACUCCCAAUCAGUGAAGGUGUUUUGCCAGGGAAUCGUGUCCGGUACGUAG